AUGGCGAAUGAUAAUGAUAUCGUAUCAAAUAUUUUUGGUGCAGCCAUAGUCGGAAUAACAAUUACAUUAACAUCACAUUCAUACCUUCACUUAAAACUGCUAAAAAAAAAUGGUCACGAAAUAAUACUAUUAAACAUUGCAAACAUUUUCACACUCGCGAAUGAAAUAGUUGUUCUAAUGUUUUGCUACGCGAAACAAGGAUUUUUAAAUCCGGAAACUAUUCCAUGGCUAAAUUUUUUAUCAAAUCUUGCUUAUUGUAUUGCAAAACCAACAAUUAUGUAUUUGGCAUACUUGCGCGUUUCAUACGUUUACAAGAAAUAUCGACAAUACUGUUUAUUCCAUUUCUGGCUCUUGGCAUGUAGAACUGUGUUUUUGGUGAUGGUGUUGUUGACGGAAUUAAAAUUGGAUCUGGAGUGCACGGGAAUCAAUAAUGAGACAAAAAAAUGUCAUACGUUGAGCACAUUAUGGAAAAUUGAUGCGGCGUCGACUCCAUUAUGGCGAUUUUACUAUAUAGUAUCUGAAGCAAUAUUCUUCUAUUAUUUAAUGAAACAUCUGAACAAUAUAAACAAAGGAGCUGACAUAAAAAUUAUUCGAUAUGCGCGUUUUCAGACAAUUUUAUUUUUGAUUGAUAUUCUUCAACUGACUGCAUUUAGCAUAUACAAAUGCAGGUCUCUUUUCGAGAAAUCGAUUUCUAAGUUUGUUUAUUUUGAAACUCUGAGUUGUGCGUUCACCGUUUACAACAUGUCGCAAUUCGGAAUCAAAAUCCCGAGAUUAUUUCGUGAGUCACCACAUGAAGGGGAAAUUUCACCGGUCCCGUAUCAGGAUUCGCCGAAGUAUGAUUCCUAUCCGUUUCAUUUGAGCGCAGAAGCAAAUUUAUAUUAUACGGGUAAUGAUCCAUUGUACAUGUAUUCGCUUAGCAUUUUAAGUGAUGCUAUUCCAUUAGACGAGCAACAACAGUCAACGACAAACCAGAAUAGUUACAACUUCUCGAAGCGAGAUGAUUCAAAUAAUUCCGAUUCAGCAGUUAUUCAAACACUGUCAAAAGCAAAGACAAAAGAUCGGUAUGAUAAAAAUUGCAUUGAGGAAGAAUCUGAAUAUUAUGAGGACAAUGAUGACAUUAAGCUAACAUCAAUAUCCGGAUCAAAUGACUAG
Ambispora gerdemannii is the source of this 1152-nucleotide messenger RNA. The record is from the annotation of a GenBank genome assembly. Lineage: Eukaryota; Fungi; Glomeromycota; Glomeromycetes; Archaeosporales; Ambisporaceae.